GCAUACAUUGGGUAUUUGAAGAACAGGAAACAAACCUUUCAACAGCGUAAAGAAACGUGAAAAUUGUGAACGCUGCCGAAACAUCAGAAUACGUAUACAUCGGCAGAUAACAGAGAUAGAAACAGCAACGAAAAGUAGUUUUCAAGUGAAGUAAUAGUGCUGCUGAGAAACAGUUUGUUUGGCUAGCCUGGGUGCGAGGCAAGGGUUGUGUUUGAAUCUCCGACUCGAGGGAGUCGCCCUCCUUUUAGCUUGUGCAUGUUGAACGUUUUAUCUUUUUAACUUUUACACCUUUUGGGGAAUCUGCUUGAAGAUGGGGUGUACUCUGAGCACGGGUGAUAAGGCGGCGCAGGAGCGCAGUAAAAUAAUCGACAGGAAUUUACGGGACGACGGGGAAAAAGCAGCACGAGAAGUCAAGCUGCUUCUGCUCGGUGCUGGGGAGUCAGGGAAGAGUACCAUUGUCAAACAGAUGAAGAUCAUCCAUGAGGCGGGCUAUUCAGAGGAGGAGUGUAAGCAGUACAAGGCAGUGGUGUACAGCAACACCAUCCAGUCCAUCAUCGCCAUCAUCAGAGCCAUGGGGCGCCUCAAGAUAGACUUCGCUGAAGCAGCCAGAGCGGAUGAUGCUCGUCAGCUGUUUGUGCUGGCGGGAUCGGCAGAGGAGGGCUUCAUGACCGGUGAGCUGGCCGGAGUCAUCCAGCGCCUCUGGAAGGACGGUGGGGUCCAGGCCUGCUUCGGCCGCUCACGAGAGUACCAGCUCAAUGACUCCGCUGCCUAUUAUCUGAAUGACCUGGACAGGAUAGCCCAUGGAGCGUACGUGCCCACCCAGCAAGACGUGCUGAGGACCAGGGUGAAGACCACCGGCAUCGUGGAGACUCAUUUCACCUUCAAAGACCUCCACUUCAAAAUGUUUGACGUGGGGGGUCAGAGGUCCGAGAGGAAGAAGUGGAUACACUGCUUUGAGGGAGUCACCGCCAUCAUCUUCUGUGUGGCGCUCAGUGACUACGACCUUGUGCUGGCCGAGGAUGAGGAGAUGAACCGGAUGCAUGAGAGCAUGAAGCUAUUUGACUCCAUCUGCAACAACAAGUGGUUCACAGACACCUCCAUCAUCCUCUUCCUCAACAAGAAGGAUCUGUUUGAGGAGAAGAUCCAAAAGAGUCCGCUCACGAUCUGUUACCCGGAGUACGCAGGCUCCAACACGUACGAGGAGGCAGCAGCCUACAUCCAGUGUCAGUUUGAGGACCUGAACAAGAGGAAGGACACCAAGGAGAUCUACACCCACUUCACUUGCGCCACCGACACCAAGAAUGUGCAGUUUGUCUUCGACGCAGUCACCGAUGUCAUCAUCAAGAACAACCUGAAGGACUGUGGCCUCUUCUAGGGCAGUGUGGUGGCCAGCGUGUGUUCAGUGACCAUUUUCUUUGGGAUGUCUGUGGCUGGAGGGGGUUGGAUCAUGGACACUUUGUAGAGAACUUCACUUUUAACCUCUUAACUUCAAACUCCGUUUUUAAAAUGCCAUGUGGAAAAAUGUUUGUGUAAAAUAUUUGUACAACUGUCACUAUGGCUGGAGAUUUUCACUGUUUUUAAGAUGUUUUGUUUUAACCGGUCAAGUUAUUUGAAGGAUGGAGGGGGGACUUUGCAUUUGUUUCUUCUAGGAAAGGAAUGGACACAUUUUUCUGUUUAGGUACUUGCGCCUUUGCAUGCCUUAGUUCCAGUGUUUUGUUUUUUGGGCUAGAUGGUAGAUGUUAUAAUUGAAUAACCCCCCCCCC
This is a messenger RNA of Oncorhynchus mykiss (rainbow trout), 1763 nucleotides long. Its product is annotated as guanine nucleotide-binding protein G(i) subunit alpha-1. Gene Ontology annotation, molecular function: GTPase activity; G protein-coupled serotonin receptor binding; G-protein beta/gamma-subunit complex binding. Gene Ontology annotation, biological process: adenylate cyclase-modulating G protein-coupled receptor signaling pathway. Gene Ontology annotation, cellular component: cytoplasm; heterotrimeric G-protein complex. NCBI's taxonomy places the organism in Eukaryota, Metazoa, Chordata, Actinopteri, Salmoniformes, Salmonidae. The record is from RefSeq and is a predicted model, not a curated record.